Messenger RNA from Ostrinia nubilalis (European corn borer), 660 nucleotides. RefSeq names its product CLIP-associating protein-like. Gene Ontology annotation, cellular component: spindle microtubule; cytoplasmic microtubule; mitotic spindle. Gene Ontology annotation, biological process: mitotic spindle assembly; establishment of mitotic spindle localization. NCBI's taxonomy places the organism in Eukaryota, Metazoa, Arthropoda, Insecta, Lepidoptera, Crambidae. The record is from RefSeq and is a predicted model, not a curated record. The transcript is spliced from 6 exons. The coding region runs from base 1 to 660 and encodes 219 amino acids. Gene Ontology annotation, molecular function: microtubule binding.
AUGACAUAUUUGAGCGUGUCAUGGUCCGGCUCAGCUAGCCGACUCGGUUGGGAGUGCGGCUCUCCGCCGCCGCCGCCCCCGCCGGAUGACAUUAUAGAACUUUGUGCCUGCACGCACUGGACCGAGAGGAAGGAUGGCCUCACACACUUGGCCAACUACCUAAACAGCGGUCGCCUCCUAACCGACGAGCAGUUGAAGCGACUCACAGAACUCCUCAACAAAAUGUUCGUGGACGCGCACACGAAAGUGUUCUCACUACUACUGGAUGCUGUGUGCGAAUUGCUGCUGGUACAUUGGCAGCAGCUUAAAGACUGGCUAUACCAGCUGGUGUUCAGAUUGCUCAUGAAACUCGGCACGGACAUUUUGGGCUCAGUCCAAAGCAAGAUCAUGAAGACAUUGGACGUCAUACACGAGUGCUUCCCGGCUGAAUUACAGCUACACAAUAUAUUCAGGUUCCUAGCAGAUGGUGCGACGGCCCCGACCACUAAAACCAAGGUGGCCGCGCUUCGAUUCCUGGCGGAUUUGGCGCACGAUUACUGCACGCCCAAUAGCUUAGCGGUGGCGUUGCAUGGUGGUGCGACAGGAACAAGGUGGCGUGACAGGAGAAACAAGUGGCGUGACAGGAGAGACAAGUGGCGUGACAGGAGAGAGGUGGAGUGA